AUGACGCUCUUUGAACCGUCCACGUCUGCCUACCGUUUUCGAGGUUUGUUGAGUGAUUCUGUGGACUUUUUGAAGAAAUAACUCGAAUUUUCAUGGAAAAAGCCUAUUUUGAAGUUAUUUUGUGAAAAAGGCUGUUUUUUUUUGGGCUCUAGCUUCUUUAUGAGGAUACAAAAGGGAUUCAGGUUAUGGAAUAUGAAAGAACGGACGUUUUUAUAAUGCGAAUAGUAACUUUAAUUCAUUUUUUUCUUGUUUUUUUGUAUAGAAAUUUGAACGGACAAAAAUUUUUUUCUUUAUUUUUCAGAAGAUUUUUUUGAAAAAAAUCGUUUCAAAAUGAUUUUUUUGGUAUAGUUCUUAAUCGAAAAAAAACAGGAGAAUUUUUUUGGUUUUGCCUAUUUUUCGUUACAUUCGUUAAGAAAGGCCUUUAUUUUUUUGAAUUUUUAAUGGUAGAUUAUAAAAAAAUUUAGUGUUAUUUUUUUGAACAAAAAUGAGGUUUUUUUCCAAAUGAAAAUUUUGCCAAUUUUCUUGUCGAAAAUGAUAUGAUCUUCAAUUUUAACUCUUUUUAGGUGAUUAAAUUGAACUAUUCCGCUUUUUUCUAAAUUUUUGUGUCAUCAAAAAAUCAAAACUUUGAAUCUUCCUAAUGAUGUUGAUGCCACGAAAAAAGCUCCUUUUCAAGCCAUUUUUUUUCCCUUUUUUGAUUAACUGGUCUUUGGUUAAAAUGAAGAAAAGAAUUGAGAGGAGCAUAUAUAUAUUUGUUGGCUCGAGAUUUCUGGCCGAAUGAUGAAAGGGACAAAGAAAUAGGGGGGAUAUUGGCUAUCGUCGCAAGGAAAAGCCUCGACGGCCAUCAGGCUAAUGAGGCCGGCUGCUCGAAUUUCGGCCCCCUCGAAAAAAAAAAGAACUUUCUCCUCUCGCGUAAUGGAUAGGAUAGCACUGGCGUAGUGGGGAACCUUUUUUUUUCCUUGAACUUUUUGUAAAGUUGCGGUUUUCUGUGAUAAGGAAGUGCGGAUCCGCACGUUUUUUGCAGGAAAAUGAGGGGAUUUUUGAGAUUUAUUCUUGCAUGGUUAGGAUGGGAUUGGACUAGAAAUUGGAGAGUUUUAAGAAAAUUUUUGGUUUUUUCAGGAAAAAUUUCUGUUUUGAAGUGCUUUAAUAGUCAAAUUUUGCAGUAGAGAUCUAGAAUUUUCCAUUUUCUGAAAUAUUUAUCGUGAAAAUUUGAAAAAUGAGCUCAAUUUUUCCUCCUUUUCUUGUUAAAUAGUCAUAUUUUCUAACGCAGAUACAGAAGUAACGAUUUUUGAACUAAUUAUCGUGAAAAUUUUCAAAAAUCGUUUUUUUUUUCGACUGAGAAGGGCUCAAAGAACGCCGUGAACUUUCGAAAAAAGAAAAAUACUUGAUGAUCAAAUUUUCGGGCUUUUGACGUAGGAAAAACGAGCGCCGAAAAGAGAUUUUUUCAUCGGCCGACGUCGUUUUUACGGCCUCCGUUUGAAUAUUCAAUGAUUUGCACGGGGCGUUCCACAAGUCGGCUUUUUUCGGGGCAGAUUUUUCGCGAAAAAUUCGAGAAAUGAAGAAAAUCGAUUUCGAAGCCUCCCAGACUGACAGAAGCUGAGAAUGAAUUAACUCAUGUGCCAGAAGUAAUUAACAAAAGGCCGCCUCGCUUUUCACUCCGUCUUCCCCUUUUUUUGAAGCUCGUUUUCAGUGGGAGUUCUUCUGGUUCUUGGAGUGGGAAUUUGGGAACAUUUGGUAGAAAAGAUGCCAUUUUUUGGGUAUGUUGGUCUGGGAAGAGCGAUUUUAAGGUCACAUUUUGAAGCUUUCGGGGUUGGAAAAAUAAAUUUCAGUUGAUUUUUGAGUGAAAUUGAGGAAAAAUAAGCUAUUUUUCGACGGAAAGACCGAUUUUUAGUUUGAUUUUUGUGUGAAAAUUGAAAAAUUCGUUAUAAAACGAGCAGUUUUUUUUUUCGUAAUUUUCGAGUUGGAAGAUCGAUUUUUAGUUCUUUUUUUUCGGAAAUUUAAGGUCAUUACGAAGUUUUAUGGCCUUAAAGAGUCACGUAUAGUUAAUUUUCCAGUUACGAUUUGAAGUUCUAAUGGAAAAAAAAACCAUUUUUUCAAGUAAUUUAGGCUUGAAAAUGGAGUUUCGAUCGGGUUUUCAGCUUUCAUGAGAGAAAAAAAACCCACUUUUUUCGUUUUUGGCUUUGAAACUUGAAUUUUUAUCAGGAAAUUCAGAAAAUCUCUCAUUUUCAAACUGGGAAUUCUCGAAAAUGAAGAAUUUUUCUUCCAAAAAUUUAAAAAUAGAAAACAAAAACCCGAUUAGAAUCGUGUCAUUUUGAAUUUUUCACCACGAGUUUGCAUCAUUUCGUGUUGUAUUCAGUCAUUUUGUAGUUUCACGUCCAUAAAUAAACCAGGAGAAGAAGCAGGAAAUGCUACAAAAUGAGGAAUUUGGGCGGAUUUGCGUCAAUCCGCUUUUUUCCCCUUUUCAUUUGAUGUGAGAAGGGAAAAGUUGAUGAUUAAGGGUCUAUUUCUGAAGGAUUUUGGCUUUUGGUGGAGGUUUUUGAUAGAUUUGGUGGUUUUUAGAAUUAUAAAUUGAUAUUUUUCAAGUGAAAGUUGAUAAUUUCAAACAGUUUACUUUUUUUGAAAUAUUUAAAAUAUUGAUUUCAGCUUUAUAAAGCUUUCAUUUACAUGUUUUUCUCAUUCAAAAUCAUCAAAUUUUUUUUCCACUAUCGACCGUGUUGCCAUGGAGCAACGUAGCCAAGCGAAAAUUGCUCUUUAGCCGAUUUUUUUAGUUUUUAGGCGCCUCUCAACGUUAAUUUUUACGUUUUUAAGCAGAUUAUGAGAUUUUUCGUUGACUGUUCUCAAACUACAUUCUUUGUCGUGUUUGCAAUGGGUGCAAAAAAUUGUUUGUUUUAAGCAAAUUUGCUCUAAGGAGAAAGGGGAAAGUUUGUAGGGUAUUACGUGAGUUUUUGAGGAAUUUUUUAGUGAGAAUAUGGAAAAUUGACAGAAAAUGUGGCUUUUUAUCAUUAUAAUGGGAAUUUUCAAUGAUUUUUUGAGAUUCUAGGAGCUGAAAAAUGCUCAAUUUUUCCAAAAAUUCAGACAAGUAUGUGCAAAUUUUGACCUUUUCGUUCAACUUUUCAAGAUUAACUGCGUCAUUUUUUUUUUCCAAGCUUUUCUGUUUGCUUGUACUACACGUAUUGCGUACGAACACCCUUUUAUCUAUUUGCUCGGUUCUCAGGCAAAAAAAAAAGAAAAAAAAUGGUUUUAUGGGUUCUCGUGGGAGAAUUUUCGAACGGGGCAAAUGAUCCGAAGCGCAAUUUCUUUUCUGAAGAAUUAUGAAGUUUCUUGAGAAAAAGGCCGCAUUUGGAAUGGCUAGGUUUUCGAUUGAUUAGCAGUGCAACCGACCGUGAAACGGUUCCCGCGCCUUUCACUCAUUUCAAGUCUAUAGUUGACUUAUCCGAGUCAUUUUUAGUCGGUUACCGGUGCAACCGACUCAAAACGACUUUCGAGUCAUUCCAAGUGCGGUCUUAAGGAUUUUAAGGAUUUAGUCAUGAGAUAAUUUGGAACGGUAUGACCUGUCUGCGCUCUCUUUUCUCUCACCGGCGAGAUGAAAUGGAAUAAAGAGAGCGCAGAGAGGUCAUACGGUUUUUUUUUUUUGGUUUCCGGUGCAACCGACUUAAAACGACUUUCGCCCACCGGAAAGGUUUUUGAGCCGUUUCAAGUGUCUUCUUAAGAGGAUUGUAGCGAAUAAGAACUAUUAAAUUAAAUGAUUCUCAAGUUACAUCCUUUUAAUAAUCUCGUGAUUUGCAGGCUCAUCAGUAUCGUCCUCCUCGGGCGGCCUCGGAACGGGCAGCGGCGGACUGACGUCGUCGGUGAUCGGCGGGAGCAGCGCCGUCGGCGGCAAACACCUCUCGGCCAGCGUCUCCGCCCUCUCCUCCCUUCCUUCGGUCGAGACGACCUCGUCGGCAUCGUCCUCCCAGCGCCAUAAGAUGGCCAAGAGCCCCAGCGACGAGUCGUUGAGGUGCGCGCAGUAGAAGAUCUUGAGCUCAAUCAGAGGGCUAGGAGGAAGAAUGUUGUGUUUGAGAACGAGGGCUGUAGUUGAUCUGUAGAAGUUUGAGCUUGUAGAUCAAACGAUUAGGAAGGCUUUGAGAAUGUCUGAUAGUUCUAAAGACUUUCAGAAGGUCUGUAGUUGAUCUGUAGAAGUCCGACCUUGUAGAUCAAAUGAUUGGAAAGGCUUUGAGAAAGUUUGAGAGUUUUGUAGGCUUUCAGAAGGUCUGUAGUUGAUCUGUAGAAGCCCGACCUCGUAGAUUAAAUGAAUGGGAAGGCUUUGAGAAAGUUUGAGAGUUCUGUAGGCUUUCAGAAGGUCUGUAGUUGAUCUGUAGAAGCCCGACCUCGUAGAUUAAAUGAUUGGGAAGGCUUUGAGAAAGUUUGAGAGUUCUGUAGGCUUUCAGAAGGUCUGUAGUUGAUCUGUAGAAGCCCGACCUCAUAGAUCGACUGAUUCUGAAGACCUUGAAAAGGUCUGAAAGUUCUUAAGGUUUUUAGAAAGUCUGUAGUUGAUCUGUAAAAGCCCGACCUCGUAGAUCGACUGAUUCUGAAGACCUUGAGAAAGUCUGAAAGUUCUGAAGGCUUCUAGAAGGUCUGUAGUUGAUCAUCUGUAGAAGCUCAAGCCUCGAAACCGUAAUUCGAAUGAUUCUAAAUAAGUAGGAAGGCUUUCAUGACCUUCAGGACGUCUUCAGUCGGAUUUUAGGAGCUUUUCAGCCCUAAAAUGUUAAUAAUUUAGUUCUGAAGGCUUUGAGAACAUCAUCAGAAACUUGAGAAGUCACAAUUGUUCUUCUGAACUGGGAAACUGUAACUAGAAUCUUUUUGGAGACGUUUAAAACUCCUGCGCUCAAAAAAUUGAUAAUAUGAUUUCUGAGCUGGCGAAGGCUUUAGAAGCGUUAUUAGAUGGUUGAGAAGUCGUAACCAUUUUUUUUUUCUGGGCAUUAGGAUCUUUUAAAGACCCCUAAAAAUUUUCCAUCAUUUUUGUGAUCACUCAAUGAAAAUGAGACCAUAGUUCUUCGAAAAUAAAGUUUUUUUCUGAAUUCUGGACGAUUUUUCAUGUUUCAAGCCUUUUUUCUUGAUAUAAAGUAAGCUGUGAUCUUCGAAAAUGUCAUUAUUUGCUAAAUAUUCGGCUUUUAUUAUAAUUUUGUGACGUUCCUUCUUGAAAAUUAAGCCGAUUAGGGAUUAUUAUUCAUUGUUUUCAUUAUUAUUGAUAACGUCAAAAAUGAUCCGGCUCACUUUUUCGAGCUGAUUCGUUUGAUUGAUAAGAUUAUAAGGAUUAUAUAUUUUUCGGGGGUUUAUUAAAUUUAUUUUUUUGAUUUUUUUCGAAUUUUUUUCGGUUUUCCAGAUCCCACACAUCGUCGUCCGGCGGCAGUAAUGGUGGUCAUAAUUCAAAUUCUACUGGUACAAACUCGACGGGUGGAGCCAACAAGGUAUUAAAUUCAGAAAACGAGUAGUCUCAGUAGAAAAUUCGGAAGAUUUUGUAUAGAGAAAGUGAUGGAAAUGACAUUUUUCAUAGGAAAAUUUGGUGCUUUUUAGGGAUUUUAUGGAAGAAAACACGAUUCCAAAGGUUCAAAAUUGAUAGAAUUUGAAGAAAAAAAGACUUUUUUUCUUCAAAUUCUUUUUCUUAGAAUAGACGACCAGAAAAACUAUGUAAAUAAUAUAUUGGAAGCUCAAAAAAAUGACUUUCUUAAAAAAAUGACGUUUUUCCGGCGGUUUCCUGUUUUAAUAUUGAUACAAAUACUUUUCUUCUUGCUUUUUUUCAAUAUCUCGAACAUGAGAAUUAUACUUUUUAGAUUAACAAGGUCCUCCCUAAAGUUGUCACUUGUUCAAAAAAAGUUAACACAACUCGUUUUUUUCAUGAAAAAUCGACCUUUGACCCAAAUUUUUCCAAGAAAAACUCCAUUUUACAGUGAUAUUUUUCUAAAUACUGAGUUCAGCGUUAGAAAACGAAUUUUUCACGAAAAAGGUCUAGAAAAUCGUCUAAAAAUCGAAUUUUUCUUCCAAGAAGUCAGCUCCUUUUUCGCUCAUUUUCCAAAAAAGGCUUUAGAAACUGAUUUUUUUUUACAAAACCCCUUUAGGGACCACUUUAAGAACCCCUAUAGGGGUCAUGCUAGUCGAUAAUUUUUUAUGUACUCUAUGCGGCGAAGAAAAAUUGAAUAAAUAAGCGUUUUAAACUGGAAUUGAAAGACCCAUAUAGGGACCACUUAAGGGGCUAAGGGGUCAGACCCUAAACCCCUAUAGGAACCACUUUUUUGGCGUCUUUUGAGCCUGUUUAUCCCCUAAUCCCCAUAGGGACCACACUGAAAUUCCUAGGACGAUCGAAAAUUUUAAUUUCUUCUUCCAAGAAUCCAACCCUACCCAGUUUACAACCACAUUAGGCUCAGGGAUUCCGGCCGGAAGACGCGGUGCAGACCUUUGGCGCCAAACUUCUCCCCUACGAGCAGAACGAGAUCUUCAACUACGUUCGCGUGUUUUUCGUCGGCUCGCAGGCGAAGAAACGCGGCGGCGUCAUCGGCGGCCCCAACAACUGCGGCUACGACGACGAGAACGGCUCCUAUCAGCUGGUCGCCCACGACCACGUCGCCUACCGCUACGAGGUCCUCAAGGUCAUCGGCAAGGGCUCUUUCGGACAGGUAUGCCACUUUUUUCGUCGGUUCUCGAUCUUAGGAGCAGGUUUUGAGAGCUAGAAAGUACAAAAAAAGACGUUUUCAAGGUGUUUAAAGGCUCUGGAAGUUCUUAGAAGGAGGUUUUGAGGGUUAGACAACUCGAAAAGCGGAAAUUUGACCUUUUUAGGGGUUUUUUGAAACUUUGAGAGACCAUAGAAGCAGGUUUUGAGAGCUAGAAAGCUCAGAAACGAGGUUUUCCAAGUUUUUGGAGGCUAUAUGGGAUCGUAGAAGGAGAUUUUGAUAACUAGACAACUCGAAAAGCGAAAAUUUAAGCUUUUUAAGGUUUUUUGAGACUUUGAGAGAUAAUUGUAUCAGAUUUAGAGAGAUAAACAGCCUAAAAGCGAGGUUUUUGUAGUUUUUUAGGAUAUUAAAGACACGAGGAAGAGAUUUUAAAGGGAAAAAAAAAAUUACAAAGCGAGGUUCUUAAAGCUUUUUAACCUCAUGAGAUCCUGAUAAAUUGAAGAAAACUAUUAAUGAAAAAAAAAUGUUGAUUUUUACCCUAGGAGGAAUUUCGGAGAGCUAGGAAGCUCAAAAAGCAUGGUUUUUUUGAGGUUUUUUUGGGACUUUGAGAGGAGUAUUUUUCGCAAAUUUUUAAAAAAAGAAAUUUUUUUAAGAUAAAGAUAAGGUUUUGAGAGCUAGACAGCUUAAAGCUGAAAAAUAACCCUAUUUAGCCGAAAAUUAAGGUUUUAAAACUUAUUAUCGCUUACCUGUACCUUUUUAAAAGUUACAAUUCGAAGGUUUUUUUGUCACAAAUUGUUACGGCAAUUUGAAAUUUUCAAGAUUUAUAAGGCAUUUUUUUAUGGUUUUGUUCAAAAAAACGUCGGUUUUCAUUAGUUUUUCUAGUCAUUUUUCUCUCAAUAUUUUUCCAUAAUUCAGGUCAUAAAAGCCUUCGACCACAAGUACCAACAGUACGUGGCCCUGAAACUCGUCAGAAAUGAGAAGCGUUUCCACAGACAAGCCGACGAGGAGAUCCGAAUCCUGGUUUACCUGAACCUUUCUCAAAAAUUAACCUAAGCCUUGAUUAAUUUCCAGGAUCACCUGAGAAGACAGGACGCCGAGGGAACCCACAACAUCAUCCACAUGCUCGACUAUUUCAGCUUCCGAUCCCACAAAUGCAUCACCUUCGAACUUUUGAGCAUCAACCUCUACGAGCUCAUCAAGAAGAACAAGUUCCAGGGAUUCAGCUUGAUGGUUUGUCGAAGAAAAUCAGAAAAUCCGAAAAAAAAGAGGUUUCCAGUUGGUGCGGAAGUUCGCCUACUCGAUGCUCCUUUGCCUCGACCUGCUCCACAAGAAUCGGCUCAUCCACUGCGACCUGAAGCCCGAAAAUGUGCUGCUCAAGCAGCAGGGCCGCAGCGGGAUCAAGGUCAUCGACUUCGGGUCGUCCUGCUUCGACGACCAGCGCAUCUACACCUAUAUCCAGUCGCGGUUCUACCGGGCUCCUGAAGGUGAUUCGAGGGCUUUGAGUUGGGAAAAAGGGCUGGAAGAAUUGAAGAUUUAGAGAAGACAGAUAACCUUCCGAACCUUUUCAACUACCUUUUAGGGAUCUUGUAGCUUUUCAAAAUUUUUGAGACGUUCUUCAGUAGAUAUCCUCUUGAGUUUGCAGCUCAAAAACUAUUUAGAAGAAAUUUUCUAGCUGAUUUUGGCUCAUUUUGAGCGGUUUUUUGAAGUAUUCCGCUUUUAAACCCACUGAGAAAAGCUUUAGUGGCCACUUAAGGGGCUCCUCAGUGACUACUUGAAAGUGACACUAAAGUGUUCCCUUGAUUAUGGUCACUUGAGUAGCCACUAGAACGUUAAAACCCUGAAUUCCAACCCUAUAGGGGCCAUUAAAUUUCAGCCGCUAAAGGGCACACUAAUUUUACUACUACAGUGGCCACUGGGACGUCGAAACCUUUGAGGGGCCACUUAAGUGACCACUAAUUCGACUUCUAUAAAGGCCACUAAAAAGUCGAAACAUUAUAAUCCACCAGAGGCCAUGGAAUUUUAGCCUCUUAAGUGGCCACUAAAACGUCAAAACCCUAAAGUGGCCACUAAAUAUUUUCUCAAUAUUUUUUGGCUUUCUUGAAGCUUUGAAGUCCAGAUUGAUUCAUUUGGAGUAUUUUUUUAAGAUUUUGAAGUUUUGAGGUUUAUUUUUGGCUGGAAGCGCACUGAAAUUUUUUGGCCAAGUAUUUUCAAAAUAGGUUUCGCUCCUUUCCUAACCUUUGCUGCGUUCUGAAGGCGCGAGAAAAAAGUCGAGUCUAAAAUUUCUUGGAUAAUAAUGGAAAAAAUGUUUCUAGUGAUCCUCGGCGCCAAGUACGGAAUGCCGAUCGACAUGUGGUCCCUGGGCUGUAUUCUUGCCGAACUUCUGACGGGUUACCCCCUGCUCCCAGGAGAAGAUGAGAACGAUCAGGUAGGCUUCAAAAUCGACGCCUUCUAAACUCAAAAUAACCAUUUUUCCAGCUCGCCCUGAUCAUCGAACUGCUCGGCAUCCCGCAGCCGAAGGUUCUGGAACACGCGAAGCGCGUCCGGACGUUCAUCUCCAGCAAGGGCUACCCCAGAUACUGUACCGUGACGGCGAUGCCCGACGGCACGAUGAGCCUGAACGGGGCGCGGUCGAAACGCGGCAAGCACCGCGGCCCGCCCGCCAGCCGCCCCUGGCAAUCGGCCCUCAAGAACAUGGGCGACGACCUCUUCAUCGACUUCCUCCGCCGGUGUCUCGACUGGGACCCGGAGACCCGAAUGACGCCCGCCCAGGCCCUCAAACAUCAGUGGCUCCGACGACGGCUCCCGUGCCCGCCGCGGAGAGACGACGGCAGCGUCGAUCCCUCGGUCGCCGACCAGUGCGAUGUGAGUUUCUGAAGGGGGACAUCAAGAUUAGGUAGAAGGAUUUGAGCUUGAUUUAUUUGUCAUUUUGAUCUUAUUGAGAAGCUUUGUCCAUGUUUGAACUUUAGAUAUUCUUGUCUUUUAAGCUUAUUUCAGUCCUGAACAGCUUGAGAAUGUUCUGAGGCGGUUUUUGAGUUUAUAAUCUUUUUGAAGCGCUCAGCUUUUCUUUUUUUUGGAAAGGUAUAAGAUUUUUGGAAAAGUUGUAUCCAAGUGACGACGCUUUUUUAGGUAGGCUUCAGAAUUUUUGAGCAAGAUAGUCUGGCUCCUUUGAUUUUUUUUUAAAGUUUAUUCGGUAGUUUAAAGCUCUCCAGAACAAUUUAGAGCCUUCCUAAACUAUUUUAAAGGCUAAACUGGCUUCUGAAAGGGUUUUGAGGUUGAGUUGGUUUCAGUAAACAAGUGACUUUCUUUCUGAUUUUUUCCAUUCUUAAGACUUUCAUACAUUUUCUGUUAAUUUUCGGAUAAUUUCAAACUUUUCACGAUUGGCUAAGGUCUAUUCAAUGAUAUCUAUCGUUUUUGAAACGCUCCAGAAGUUAAUUUUUAUCAAAAAGUUCUGUCUGAGACUGUCACUUUCAGAACUAUCUAUCAAUUUUUAGAACCCAAAGCGAUUCAUGAGUUUUGCCAGACAUUUUAGAACUUUUCAAGGUCUAGAUGAAUAGCUUUGCUUUGGAAUUAAGGAAAUAUUGAUUAAAAUGGACUCUAUCUUUUUUUUUCUCACCGAAAAAUUAGUCGUGUCUCUUCUCUUUUCUUUUUUUUUUUGUGAUGGCCGUAGUAGUUGGUUUUUUUAUUUUGUAGCUGGCCAAGCACUUCGAGGCGAUGAAUGUCAACGCCGCAGCCGCCGCGAUGAGGAAAAAGUUCUAG
This is a messenger RNA of Caenorhabditis auriculariae, 10397 nucleotides long. The record is from the annotation of a GenBank genome assembly. NCBI's taxonomy places the organism in Eukaryota, Metazoa, Nematoda, Chromadorea, Rhabditida, Rhabditidae.